Molecule: messenger RNA, 2370 nt
Organism: Dimorphilus gyrociliatus
Lineage: Eukaryota; Metazoa; Annelida; Polychaeta; Dinophilidae
Source: the annotation of a GenBank genome assembly
AAAAUUACUAAAAUCUUUAUUAUAACAAAAACAAAUUCUUUAAGUAGUUUUCUCCUGAAAACUCCUUUAAAGCUCUGUAUAAAACUCACUUCGAUAUCCUCACGCUUAAAACUUAGUCACGAAGAGUAAGUAAAAUCCAGAGCAUUUUUUAUAGUCUUUGAACAUCAUAUCCUUACAUUUUAACAAUGAUUGUAUUAUACUUUUUUAGUCGUGUCAAAAAUUCAGUUUUCCACUUAAUUUUACAAUCUUGUCCUGGAAAGAGGAGAAUUCAGGUCAUUUUUAACUUGAAAAAACUUAAAAUUCACCCUAUUUAGGGUAUAUAUAUAUAUCAUUACAUAUGAAUGACUUUGUAACUUUUUUUGAAAGUCACCUUCAGAAGUGAGACAUGUCUAUUAUAUAGUAUCUUUUUAUUUAAUGGGAGAGAUCUAGUUUAAAAAAAUGCGUGAUAUUGGAUUAGGCUUUCUCGACAUCACUUGAAUAUGAACAAUUAAAACUUUGCUCUAGUUUAACAUUAUAGGUAAAUAAUUUGUUUAAUAAAAGUUUGUUAUACGCCUCAUUUCACAAGAGAACUUUAUAUAAGCAUCAAAUUCAUGCUACAUUCUCAAAACAGAAAAAAUGGAGAACAGUCAUUUUAAAGGAGAAAAUGCUGCUAAGAACUACAGUAGUUUUCGGCCAUCCUAUCCAGAAUCUUUGAGUAAAAGUAUUCUUGAAUUUUUGGAUGAAAAACUUCCAAAAGAUUUACCAAGGAAAUUAGAAUUAGAUGUUGGAUGUGGAUCUGGGCAAAGUGUAGGAUGUGUUGCUCCAUUUUUUGAAAAAGUUAUUGGUAUUGAUGUCAGUGAAGAUCAGAUAUUAAAGGGAAGGGAAAAUAACGUUUUCAAAAAUGUUGAAUAUGUAGUUGGAACUUUUAAGGAAUUACCUGCUGAAGACAAUUCGGUUUCAUUAGUAAUUUGCGGAACCACCAUUCAUUGGUUUAAUCCAAUUGAAGAGUUUUAUGCAGAAGUUAAAAGAGUUCUUGUACCAGGUGGUUGCCUAGCAAUAUUUGCCUACUCUAAAUCUUUUAUAACUGGAUUGCCCAAACCCUUGAAUCAUCAUCUAAACUUAUUUUUUACCAAUGUUUUUAAUAAAAUAGCUUAUGAAGCUCCAAAAGAAAUUAAGAUUCUUUUUGACAACUAUCACAAUCUUGAAAUGCCAUUUGAAGAUGUAACAAAAGAUAAUUCAGUAAUGAUGACUAAAGAAUUGACUUUUGAUAAAUUUGCUGGUUUUUACAAAACUAAAACUUUAUAUAAGGCAUACAAAGAUAAAUAUCAUUCAGAUACAUUAGAAGAAAACAGAACUUUACUUGAAGAAAUACAGAAUGAUAAGCACUUCAGUAAUGACACAACUUUUGAGGUCACAUGGCCGAUUUCCACUAUUUAUGGGAGAAAAUGUAAAGGUUAAAUGAUUCCUUUAAAUUCUCUAACGUUUUUUUGGAUGUCAUUAAAAAAAACAUACAGUUUUGGUGUUGUUACCCUUACUGAUAAACCAAUAAUGGAUUUUAUUCCAAAUGUUUCUUGCUGCUAACCUUCCUAAAUAUAAAUCAACUGUUUUAAUAAUUGUCUUAACACAUUUUCAAUCAAAUAUCUUAUAAAAAGAAUAACCCUCAUGUGAGUUAUCAAUGACUUUUUAUCUUGAAAAUAAAAUUGGAAAUUUUUUUACCAAUCCUGUAGGUCACUAGAUUUUUUAAGCAUUCUAUAUAAAUCUAAAUAAGGAUAUAGGAUUUCUAAAAUCUAGUGACCUACAGGACAUGAACUAUUACUUGAUAAGCUAACCUUUGAUAAAAGCAAAAAUUAGCCCUAACUUGUCUAGACAAGAAGAAAAGUUUAACAUGUAUUGCAAUAUGAUCAUUGUAAUACACGCUUUUGAAUAUAACUGUUUAUAAAACCCUAACUCUGAAAACUGACCUAGUGACUGUUUCAUUUUUUUUCUGGGACACUUUUUUUUGCAUCAGAACAUUGAACAAAAUAUUUGGCACUGGGUGAUUGAGAAUUAUUGGAGAUUUCAAUUCCAUUGCAUAUCUUUUCUAAGAUGAAUAGGCUGUCCCUAUAGUCAGUAGAUGUUAAAGGAUUUGGAACUGGUUCUUCUACCCUUUUACAUAGAAAAUUCUGGUCUAUUAAAGAAUUUCCCACAAUGAGAUCAAAUUUACAAAUUAUAACACCCGAUAGAAAAAACUGGGAAUGAUAUGAAAAAUAAUAACAGUCUAUGCCUUGUGCUAGGCACAAUUAACUUAAAUAUACAAUUUUCCCAAUUAACAAACAUACACUUGAUAUUGAAUAAAUAUCUCCAAGAUCAACAGCCCAUCACGAAUAAUCGUUAGGAUUAGAAUUAGGGCAA